This is a messenger RNA of Paramuricea clavata, 2334 nucleotides long. NCBI's taxonomy places the organism in Eukaryota, Metazoa, Cnidaria, Anthozoa, Malacalcyonacea, Plexauridae. The record is from the annotation of a GenBank genome assembly.
AUAUAUGUACAUAAAUACAAUAUAAAACUUAAAAUCGCCCUUACUUCUGCCAUAGUAUUUUCUUGUUUUCACUUUCACACUUUCAAUAAUAUUUGUAAACAAACGUAAACAUUCGAUUUUGACGCUCGGAAUUAAAUGCCGCUCAAAGUUGCUGAGUCAGCAGUGAGAGAUUAUCGCGUCAAAGGUGAAGGCUGGAUCGAGCUAGAGUUUCUUGGGUAAUUUUCAAUUGGGUGUUUGGGUAUUUCUGUAAUUCUCACCAAUUUUUUUUGUAAUUAUUAUAUAUUACUGUAAUACUGCCUGGUAAGUACGAAGAUAAUGGUUUGUAUCAUUUGAUAAGUACCAUCUUAGUAAAAGUCUGACCAGAUUGCUAGUUGGACAGGACCUAACCCUAACCUUGACCAACGGCACCAACCCUGAAGUAGAUAAUUAUGAAAGUCACACUAGUCUGCUUCAGGUUGGUUAGAUUUGAGGUUAGGUCCAGUCCUACUAGCUAUCCGGUCCAACUUUUAUACCUGCCUUCUGUGACUGAUGUUGUGCAAUAUAUGCAGUUGUCAGAUUAUACCAUGGUUCGUGGCCAGUUGCAUGUGAGAAAAGUGUUUCAAGUUUGACUCUACUAAACAUCACUAAGUUCACUGAACUUCCCACUUCCCAGGGCUUUAUAUAUAUAUAUUGGUUUUAAUUGUUUUAUUUCAGAUAUUUAUGAAAUUAAAUAAAUGAUCCUAAGAAGGAUUUUGAAACCAACCAUUUUCACAACAUUGAAAGGCAUCAAGAGAAGUUGUCAGUCAUUUGUCAAGGGCAUGGAGCUGAAUGAAUUAGUCAGACAUCUUGAGAACUAUGCUCCAUUAUCAUUGGCUGAAAGCUGGGAUAACGUUGGCCUUCUUGUUCAGCCAUCAACCACAAGUCAUUUAGUGAGCUCAAUCCUCUUAACCAAUGAUCUCACAGAAGCAGUCAUGGAAGAAGCUAUUCGGAAAAACACAAAUAUGAUUUUAUCCUAUCAUCCUCCAAUAUUUAUGCCUCUUAAAACCUUGACAAGAAAUUCUUGGAAAGAGAGAGUUGUGUUGAAGGCCAUUGAGAAUAGAAUAGCAAUAUAUUCUCCACAUACUGCAUUUGAUGUUGUCAAAGGUGGAGUGAAUGAUUGGCUGGCGAGUGGUUUAGGGAAAGGGACAGUUAGACCGCUAAAGAAUACACUUGUUGAUGGAAAGUUGGGGACACAUAAAGUGAACAUUGUUGUUCCUAACGAUCAAAGUAAAGUUGAUGAGUUGGUAACUAAAUUAAAACAAGCAGAUGAGAACAUUGAUGUUAAUGUUGGAGAACUUUUGUAAGUAAAUAGAUUUUUGGUUUAGAUUUAAAUUAGGGGUCUAUUACACAUUUGCAAUUAUCACUUUCCAUAUUUGGCUAGAAAAGAAACUUGUAAUUAUCUGCAGUUGUCUAGUGAAGGACUAAAGACUACAGUCUUCAUAGUCGAGGACUAUAGUCAUCAUAGCCUAAUAUUGCUAUGGAUAUAAUACAACCUUGCAUAAUUUUUUUUCUGAUUAAUAUAGACAUGAUGUAGAUGUAAAUUUCAAAUGCAAUGCUGGUUCUUUGGUGAAAAUAAUGAAUUUGUUAAACAGUGAUUUUUCAGAAAUGUUAAAGAGAACUGAUGUUUUUAGUCUGGCUAAGGUAUGUUGCAAACUUUACUGCCGUCACGUGAGAUUUUAUUAAAUCUUAGUUCUUUCCAGAUAUACUAUCUUGCAAACAAUGGUAAUUUUUUAUCAAGAUUGAACAUUAUUCCUUAUUCAGGUGCCAUUGCAAGACACUGGCAUUGGCCGUUUGUGUACGUUGGAAGAAGCUGUUUCAGUAGAGACUAUGAUAAAGCGAAUUAAGCAUCAUUUGAAGCUGGACAAUGUUCGUUUUGCACCGGCAAAGCUAGGAUCUCAAAAUGACCUCAUCAACACCAUUGCCAUUUGUGCAGGUUCAGGCGGGAGCAUUCUGAAAGGUGUUAAAGCUGACAUGUAUUUGACAGGUGAAAUGUCACACCAUGACGUGUUAGAUGCAGUUUCCAAUGGCAUUAAUGUUGUUUUGGGGGAACACAGCAAUACUGAACGUGGCUUCUUUAAAGAUGUCUUUUCCAGUGUUUUGUCGGUUAUGCUUGAUGGGAAAGUAGGAAUCCAUCAAUCGACCAUUGAUGCAGAUCCUAUUAUUAUAACUUAAUGUACAAUGAUGACACUGUCAGUCAGGUUACAAGAUAAAUAAAUUUGAAUAAAUAAACAAAUAAAACAUGCUGGUCCAGUGUAGGUAGAAUUCUGUAAGUUGCUGUGGUUUUAAAAAGAAUUAAAGACAUUUGGUGUUUCUGGC